ACGUAGUAAAAUAAUUUAUCGGCGACAACUUGAAUUGAUAUUUAUCGUUCCAGUGUAACAUCAACUAACAAAUUAAAAUGAUACAGUGGAGUUAGAUAAAAAGAUAUGUUAAAACAUUUGUUAGUGGUUAUUAUAGCUAUUUCUGCUUGUGGUUUUCUUUACGGGAUAUAUAAUUAUAAUGUAGAAGUUGAGUCCAAUGCUUGUCAAAUGACGUACAUGUUUGCACCACCUCAGUUCUCGAGAAUAGACUUUGAAGAUAAUGUCAAAUUUCCUCAUUACGGAUUGUAUUACUACAAUGAAGGCCGUAUACCAAUUGAAGUGCACAAAAAUCAAUUCAAUGGAGCACCCAUUAUUUUUGUACCAGGAAAUGGAGGUUCUUAUAAGCAAGUACGUUCCUUGGCAUCAGUAGCAUUGAGAAAAUCCAGGGAGAGUGCUACUAGAAUUCAUUUGGAUUAUUUUACUAUCGACUACAACGAAGAGCUUUCAGCGCUUUAUGGCGAUUAUUUGGAGCGGCAAACAUUAUAUUUAAAGACUUGUAUAAAGAUUGUUCUGAAGCUUUACACAAAGACUGAACAAGCAGCAAAAGUAAUUUUAAUUGGUCAUUCUAUGGGAGCUGUAGUAUCACAAGCAGUUUUAAGAGAUCCAGAAUUUUCUGAAUUCAUCAAUACCAUACUAUCCUUAUCUUCUCCUAUAAAUAAGCCUAUUUUAAUUCUUGAUGAAAAAAUACAUGCAUUUUAUAAAAGUAUAAACAAAAAUAUAUCUGUGGGCCGGUCCUCUUUAAAAUUAAAUAAAAAUUCGAAUUUUUGUUGCGCUACAUGUAGUCGUCUUCUGUUAAACAAUCAUACAAAUUACGAAGAUCAAAAUUUGAAAAAUGUAUUGAUAAUCACAAUUGGUGGUGGUAAUCGUGACGUACUGGUUCCAGCUGGCUUUACAAUUUCAAAAUAUAGUGACAUACAUGCAAUGACAAUGUCAAUACCUAAAGUUUGGUUAAGCUGUGAUCAUUUGUCCGCAGUCUGGUGUCUUCAGCUGGUGCAGGUUAUUAAUAGAUAUAUGUUUGAUAUCUCUGUCAGUGACAAGCAAAAUUUCGUUUACUUUACUAAGGAUAGAAUACGUCGGGAGCAGGCUGCACUUACUAACUUCGUGAAAUCAAAUAUAAUGCAAUCAAAAGAAAUAAACAUUGAACAGGAAGGUAGACAUAACAGUGUAUGGCGAGAAGACACUUUAAGAGUCUUUUCGAAAGGAUUUAAAGAAGGACCCAGAAGUAAUUUUAUACAAUUAAUUCCAAUACGGAAACAUAAAAAGCACACGAAAUUAUGCAUUGAUGUUACUCAAUUGGAGUCUGAUGACUUUCUAUUUGGAUGCACUGUAAAGUCUAGAUUAAAUAACGAUUUCUUCUGCCAAAACAAAGUUUCACUUUCUUAUAAUUUUCAAAUAUUGCCAUCGAUUAAAAAUAAAAUUCGUUCAGUGGCAAUACUAGAUAUAAACAACUUGAAGAAUACAUACGUAAAUUGGACCCAUGUUGGUUUUUUCGCUCGUGCUUCUCGCAAACCGAAAAUGUAUAACGUUGAUAUAUUUAAUCCCGCGGAGAGAAAUGUGGUCUUUAAAUUUCCUCGCUGGUCCACUUUUCAAAAAUCAAAUCUGGUAAAUGAAAGCUCACAGGGAACACUUUACUAUAAACUCUUAGUUCAAGGUGUUGAAGAAACGUUUCCAACUAUUGAAUUGAGAAUUGUACCGUUAUCUUGUAUGGGCGAUCUGAAUUCAAUUAUCAUUAAAAUGUGUAUACCCUGGGCACCAGGAUUUAACAAAUAUCAAAUUAUUCGAGAUCCUUCAACAGAAGUAUUUUAUAUGAAUGUUCCUGUUUCUAGUCCGGUUGGCUAUAAUUCAUCAAUGAAUCCGAUUUCUUUAGAAAUAUUUUUGGAUCCACUUUGUCGCUAUCAAAUAAGUUACAAAUUUUCGAUUGUGGGCACAAUGUCAAGGAUAGCUCAACAAUUUUUCCACUGGCUGCCGUCUCAUCUGACAGCUGUUAUAUUGGUUAUCCUGAAGAAUCAAAUAAGCAAACUCCAUGAGGAAUCAAGUACGAAAGGUGUUCGACCAUAUCAUGGAUAUUUUCAAUACGAUUCGUUAUAUCUUAUAACCGGUUGUCGUGUAUUGAGCAAAUUUGUAACACACCAUGAUGAUAACGAAAGUGGGCGGAGCCUUUCAAUUUAUCCAGCUGUAAUUAUUCACGGCACUGCUAUAGUGUUGUCAAUACUACUUGUUUUUGCAGUUUGGACUGCAGUCAUUCUAAAUGCAUAUGGACUUUCAAAACUAAUAAAUUGGUUUUUUCUUAGAUCGGUACUUCUACCCAUAGCAGACACAUUCCCAAUUUUAAUUGCCGCAUUCCUGAUUUCGCUGGCAAUAAGGACAUGUGGAGCAGUGGCACUUAUCAUAACAUGUGCCUUAUAUUUACUGUUGAUAUCAAACGCUUACAGCGACUACUUAGAAAAUUGGUUACUAAGAACAGCAGUGUUGUUGCAUGCAAAAUUUCGGAGCUUAUAUGAUAAACAAAAUGGACUAAACACAACAACAGACAUAUCAAGCGAUACAACUAGUCUUAUGAGUUUAAUACGUUGUGAAGGAAUGAAUAAUUUCUCUUUUCACUUAUCUGUUCUCAUCUUGCUCACUAUUAUGACUGGUUUGAACAGUAUGACUUUCGUUGCUUGGGCGAAGGAUCGCAGCAUUGUAAGUCGUGGAACAGACCCAUCCCUACUACCCACUGUAAUAGUCAUAUCUUCCUUGAGCGUUUUAUGGCGAUUAAAAGCACCCAAAAAAAUCUUUUCUUUCCAAGUUGGCUACACGAUAACAUCGUUACUCAUUUAUAUGGGUGCUGGAGCUUGCAUUAUUUAUUGCCAGGAUGAAUUGUAUAAACUAAACUAUCUAAUUGCCGGCACUUUCGUAUUGAUAACAGUGCUAGAAUCGCUGGGACAAUGCUAUAAGAAAUUUAGCUGAAUUGUAAAGAUAAUUGCUAGUGCAGAAAGCCUUUGAAAUUGGUAAAAAAUUAAAAAAAUAAUACUUAGUUGAAACCCGUUGCGGAAGAAUUAAAACAACGAAAACGAAAGGAAAAAUAAUUUACGGACAGUUGGUCGGAAAGAGGAAGGGCAGGAGUUGGUUGAUUUUGAAAAACUUAUUUAAAAAUUUAACUAAGCAAGUUUUUGAUUUAUUAUUGUAUCCUUUUUUUUAGAAAUUUGGUGUAAACUUAAUUUUGUAUGUCCCAAACACAAUGUACUUUUUUAUUUAAAAGUUUUUCACCUUAUUUGGCCUAAUUUUCCAAUAUAAGGACUCUAAUUUUUAUAUAAAUAACACUGGUUACCAAAAUUUUAACUUUUUUUGUCACAUGAAAACUUAUACCAAAUUUUGAAAGUAUUAGGGCCACUAAACAAUAAUAUGCGAAUAAAAAAAAAUUGCCACGUCAGGUUUUCCUGUGACAUGA
Bactrocera oleae (olive fruit fly) is the source of this 3469-nucleotide messenger RNA. Its product is annotated as GPI inositol-deacylase. NCBI's taxonomy places the organism in Eukaryota, Metazoa, Arthropoda, Insecta, Diptera, Tephritidae. Gene Ontology annotation, molecular function: phosphatidylinositol deacylase activity. The record is from RefSeq and is a predicted model, not a curated record. Gene Ontology annotation, biological process: endoplasmic reticulum to Golgi vesicle-mediated transport; GPI anchor metabolic process. Gene Ontology annotation, cellular component: endoplasmic reticulum.